GGAUGCUGAGAUCCUUGGUGCAAGGGCAGAGAUCCCCCAGUGAGAUCCCAAGGAAAGCAGGCAGAGCAAACAGCACAUCAGGACCAGGCGUGGGGCCACGGAGGGCAGGGAUGGGAUCUGCUUGCUGCGUGCUGUGGGCACCCAAAACGUGUUUUGGUGUUUCUGCACAACGCGGCGCGGUGUGGGAGCGAUAAGGAACGCAAACCGCCCGUAGGUUAAUUGCCUUUCUGAAGUCAUCUGCUCCAUAAUCUCCUGCCUUAAAGACGCUGCUGGGGAGGAAAGAUUGAAAGAAAUAAUGUUUUUAAAGCUCUGUCAAAAAUCAUCCUGUGAUUCUGUGAUCCUGGCGCUCCGCUGCACUGAAGGAGGAGGCGCUGAGCUCCGCGCUCAUCUCUCAGCUGCAGAUCUGAGGUCUCACCCAGGUGCUAACAGCUCCUCUCUGUCCCCAGCCGGCCACAGCAUGGAGCUCCUCGAGCCGCUCGUGAAGUUCCAGGUGGGCUUGAAGAAGCUGAACCUUCACGAGGAAGAGCACGUGCUCCUCAUGGCCAUCUGCAUCCUGUCCCCAGAUCGACCCGGCGUUCAGGACACCUCGCUGGUGGAGUCCAUCCAGGACCGCCUCUCGGACAUCCUGCAGACCUACAUCCGCUGCAGGCACCCCCCGCCCGGCAGCCGCCUGCUGUAUGCCAAGAUGAUCCAGAAGCUGGCCGACCUGCGCAGCCUCAACGAGGAGCACUCCAAGCAGUACCGCUGCCUCUCCUUCCAGCCCGAGCACAGCAUGCAGCUCACGCCCUUGGUGCUCGAGGUCUUCGGCAACGAGAUCUCCUGAUUCCAGCCGUGGGUUUGAGCACCCGCGUCUAAAGGGAUAAGUCAGCCUUGGCCCCCGAGAGGAGGGCUGUGACCCUGGGAGGAGGUUGUACAUAGUUUCGUUUCACACUACUGCAGGUCCUGCUUUGUUUUCUUAGCCACGGCGGCCGAGGUUUGCUCGCUGCAGACCCAGAUCUGUGCUUCCCCCCCCCCCCCCCCCCAUGAGUGUUUCUUUCACUCGUCUGCAAGAGCUGACUUAUCCCUUUAUGGAUGUUUUGAGGCUGGGCUGCCUUGAACCACUUUUUUUCUGACCAGAAACUGGGGCUGCUCGGAAGGAGAGGCUCAGGUUUUGCAGAUUCAUGGCACUGGGGAACCAUCAAAGGCAUCUAUUGAACCUGAGGGACCCCUCCGCUCACCCCCGAUUUGAGAAAUGUGAUGCUGAUGGAAUUGCACACCCCAGACCCAUGCAGGAAAAUGCUGAGGCUGCUCCUCAGAGCCCCACAGACAGCGGUGAGAGGUUGGAGAAGGGAACCACAGCCAGGAACAGCCAGCCGGGCUGUGAUGUGUGUUCCCAGCACUACUGCCACCCCGUGUCCCACAUCAGCCCCGCUGCUGACACCAUCCUGUAAGGGUGUAGUCUGUUGUCACGUUGAAGCCAGGCGGAGCUAAUUGGGCACGCUGAGGUUUCCUGUGCAAUGCUGGAGCUCUGGAGGGUGCCCCAUCCCCGCUGACCCCACUGAAGCCACUUCUGCAGGGUGGUGGUCCUUCAGGAGGGGUCAAUGGGAGCAGCGCCAGCACGAGGACGGAUUUGGGGCCAUGAAAUGCAGAGGAGCAGCGGGAGCUGAGUGCCUUGGUGGGACGCCAGGCAGCACCGUGUCUGGGGACACACAGCGGUCACGGUCCGCUGCAUGGACAGCGGGGGUGGGGACCCUGCAGGCAGCCGGACCUGGGGACAGUGCCUGGGGAUG
Messenger RNA from Centrocercus urophasianus (Greater sage-grouse), 1769 nucleotides. Its product is annotated as vitamin D3 receptor-like. Lineage: Eukaryota; Metazoa; Chordata; Aves; Galliformes; Phasianidae. Gene Ontology annotation, biological process: negative regulation of transcription by RNA polymerase II; positive regulation of transcription by RNA polymerase II; multicellular organism development. The record is from RefSeq and is a predicted model, not a curated record. The transcript has 2 exons. Gene Ontology annotation, molecular function: vitamin D response element binding; nuclear receptor activity. The coding region runs from base 296 to 823 and encodes 175 amino acids.